AUGCGAACUUCGGGAAUCAUCAUUGUCGCCGCGGCAGCCGUUGCCAACGCUCACUACGAGGAGCUCUGUGUCUACAGCUUCACUACCGUCUACACUCAUCCCGUCUACCCCAACACCAACACCACCACCGUCAAGCCUACUCAGUACACCACGAGCACCGUCUACACCACCAAGACUUACACCAUCACCAAGUGCCCUCCCACGGUCACCGACUGCCCGAUUGGUCACGUCACCACUGAGACUAUUCCUGUCUACACCACCGUCUGCCCCGUCGAGACUGGAAAGCCCGUCGAGCCCAAGCCUGUCGAGCCUAAGCCUCAUGAGCCCAAGCCCAACCCCGAGCCAAAGCCAAACCCGACUGAGCCCGGAAAGCCUCAUGAGCCUCUUCCCACCAACCCUGCCGACUGCAUCACCAAGACUCAGACCUAUGUCUACCCUCACCCAACUCAACCCGGCCAGAGCGUGACCAAGACCAUCACUUACACCAUCCCCAAGGAGCCUUCCCACAAUGCAACUGCUGUGAACCCUCCUCCUCACCACACCUACAACCCGGCUACUCCCACUGGCGGUGCUCCCGUCCACCCCAACGGAACCGCGCCCGAGUACCCCGGAUCUCAUGGUGGAAAGGGUGUCAACGGUGGCAAGUCUGGAAGCGAUGAGGGAACCGGCAGCUCCACCCCCGACAAGGAGGCCGAGCGUCUUCCAUCCGGCCCCACUUCGGAGGAGGAUCAGCCCGAGACCGUCACAUCCGGCGCCGCGAUGACCACAGUCACCGGACUCCUGGCCAUCGUCGGCUUUGCUGCUGCCUACCUCAUCUAA
Molecule: messenger RNA, 819 nt
Organism: Fusarium vanettenii 77-13-4
Lineage: Eukaryota; Fungi; Ascomycota; Sordariomycetes; Hypocreales; Nectriaceae
Exons: 3
Coding region: 1-819 (272 amino acids)
Source: RefSeq, a predicted model, not a curated record